AGGCUGCCUAAAUAAUCCACAUCACACAUUUCAGUCCAUUUAGUGAUUUAGUACAGUGCUUAUCUUUGUUUAUUACAACCAGCAAGUAGUAGGAUGGGAUCAAAUGAUUUGACCUUGCGUAUACAUUGUGGUUUCAGCUCCAAAAAGUGCUUUCAGUUUUGCCCUGUAAAGUUUUCUGAGGGUGUUCUGAGGUAGUAAAGUUGAUUUAUAUUUUCUAUAAGCAUAGCACGCUCGGGGGACACCUUAAUGCACCCUUUAGGACAACUGACUGCCUGCUGAAGGACGCUCUCGACCUCACUAGUAAACACGGAGCUCUGCCUGAAAGGCAAACCCCAGGGUUUACCUAAUCUCCCACGUCCUUAUGUCACUAGCUACGGAAGUAAAACAUUAUAGCACCCAUGCUGGGUAAUUUUGACUUUGAAUAAGCGAUUUUAUUCUAUUUUUUGUUAUAUAUCAUGUUUUGAACUCUAAAAUCUAUAGAUCUAGUUCAGAGUCCAGGUAGCAGGGGUAUUUUGGCAUUGUCAGUCACUUUAGGUGAUUGUUUCUACAUGUACGUAAAUACCGCGUUAACUUAGCUAUUGCUAGCUCACUGCAGUGUAGUGUACACUGGAGGAUAGUCAUAUAAACAGUCUGAAUGGAGCUGUCUGUGAGAUGAAACCGUCUGAACCUGAGCUUCAGUUUACAAAGGUCCCUGAAGGAGCACCUAUGCUACCUCCAGACUAGUUUUGUUGGUGUGAACACAGCUGGCCGAGCCUGCCUGUUGGUUUGACAUUGAGGUGCACAGUGGGGACUGAGAUGGUAUAAUGAAGACUUCAGUGCAUACUUAAUUUGAGUCCAGGUCUGUGGGGAUGUUUCGGCUCAGGUGUGGGAACUCCUUCCUUCGGAGGUUCCUUCAUGGAGGGACAGUUAACCGAGACCAGGUUCUGGAACAGCUGCAGGUUUGCUCUGCUGAAGACCAGGUGUUUGAUGUGGUGGGCAAAAACAAGGCCAAGCUUACAGUGAACCAUGUCUGCACAGCUUUGGGGAAGCUGUGGCAGUUUCAGAAACUGAAGCCACACAUGCUCAGGAUUGGGGAAGUCAUCCAGAGCGACCCGCAAUUCUUGACUCUCCGGGUUUUGGCGGAGAACAAAAUUGCUCUUAUGGAUGAUUUUAUGUUGGUCGACACACUUUACUGUCUUCUCAGGUUGAAUGUGGAGAAACAUGACUCUCUUGUACAACAGUUAGUUUCAGAAGCAUGGCUGAGACUAGACAGAUUGCCAAUGGCAUCCCUAUCCAAGUUUUCUAUCUGUCUAAGUAAUCAGCAAUUUCAACAGAGUCCUCUAAUGGGCCAGAUCACCAGUAUUGUGGAUCAGAGGUUGUCGUCCAUUGAUGAUAUCAGGAUUCUAACGUCAUUGAUGAUCAGCAUCUCGUUCCUGGUGUCUCCCCGGCUUCAGGAGGCCCUCAUUAGCAGGGCAGACCAUCUCCUGUGCAACAUGGAUCCCUCACAGUUUAACAAUGUGCGGAGAUUAGUGCAGUUCCUGCGCAUCGUCAAGCACAGUUACCGGCCUCUGCUGGAGAAGUGCAACAAGAUCAUCCUGGGCCACAUUCCCAGGCUGGAUGCAGAAAAUAUCAGCAUGAUAAUGGGUUUUUAUGAGUCCCUGCAGUUCAACAACUAUGACUGCAGACUGGCUGUCAAACAAAGACUGAUAGAACUGAUUGAUUCAAGCUCCGAUCCUUUCAACUUCACCAAAGUGUUUGCCCGUCUGGCUCCGAUGGCCAGUCAGGAGACCAGAGAGGGGUUGGAGAACACUGCUCUCCUGUUGGCGGAUGAGCUCAAUGCACAUCAGGCUCUGGCUAUAGCUGAAACUCUAGAAGAGAUUCAGAGCAGGAAUCUUAUCUUACUGAACAAAAUUACAGCAGUAAUCCAAAGGAACCUUCACGUCUACAAGCCAGUGGAGGUGGCCAGAAUCACCCAAACCCUUUUUCUGUUGAAAUACCAGAACACGGAACUCUUUGCUCAACUAAGAACAAUUUUGGUCAACUUUUUGCUGCGCAGUGUCUUACCCUACGAAGUGACCAUGUUGAACCGUGUUCUGUCCAUGCUGCCCAGCCCGCAGCUUGACGAUGGCGUGUUCUCCCGGGUAGACGCGGUGGUGUCGCAGUGCAAUUUGAAUGACCUCAACACCAUUUCUUUUUCCGUUGCUAAGUGGGUGCGUAAUGAUGCUUCCUACCGCUACAACACUCCCAGCAAGUUCGUCGGUCUACUGCAGACCAUAAACCGCUGCGGGCACGAGAGGCUGCAAAAGGCCGUCCGGCUGGACUCGCUGCUGGACGAUCUCCGGCACGUUUCGGGAAAGUGGUUUGAGGAAAUGCUGCUGGAAGAGACGAUGGUCACGCUGAAGAGGAUGAUGGACCAAAUAAACUGGACCAAUGUGCCGGGCUUGUCCCUCUUCUUAACCAGAAUGAAUCACAUCUGCCCUCCCCUGAUGAACCGCAUCGCCAGCGUGACCAUUAAAGACAUUGACAAGAUUCACCACUCCGCAAUAUAUGCCACCCUGCUCCCGUUCUCUGUCCUGAAUUAUGAUACCGCACAAGCAGACGAGUUGUUUGAAGUUUGUAUUCAGCGCUUCACUCCUCAUAUCAGCUCCUAUGACCCACAUCUGCUAGUUUUGCUGGCGUUAAACUUGGCUAUGGCCGACUGUUUUCCUGAGGAACUAGUGAGAGAAAUCUUCAGCAUAGACUUUCUGAGAAAGCUGGACACCCAACUAGAAACUCUACCUGAUCUCUUCAAUAUGCGGAUCAGACUGCGCCUCAUGGAGCUCAACCGCGCCGUCUGUCUGGAGUGUCCCGAGUUCCUGGUGCCGUGGUUUCAUGGCCGCUACUGCCAGCAGUUUCAGAUAAAUGGGAAAGGCAGUGUGAGUCCCGUGCAACAGCAAAUCCAUAAAAUGCUGGGUGAGGUUCUCGGUGGCAUUAACUGUGUUCAAGUAGCAGUUGUCACUCCAUACUUUUACACCAUAGACUUUGAAUGCAUCCUGGACAAACACCUGCAGCCGAUGCCCUACAGCCAGCUCAACACACUGCAGCUCUCAGACAGAGGAAAGGUUCACUGGGAGACACGCUCAGGGGAAAGCAACCGGGAUGAGCUGCCAGCUGGAGCUCGGCGAUUUGCGGUGGACUUCCUUGAUUCAAAGUCCUUCUGCAAUAACUCUCACCAUAUGAAAGGGGAAGAACUGAUGAGAAAAAGACACCUUGAAAUCCUGGGAUACCGUGUGGUUCAGAUCCCUCACUUUGAAUGGAACUCUAUGGAGCUUUCAACACCGGAUGCCUGGAAGCAAUAUCUAAAGAAGAAGUUAUUUAAAGAGCUUUCUUCAUGAAGGCCUUACUUAGUGAAGAAUGGAAGUAAUGUUUCACUCAACGCUUUGACACAGCUUUGAGAGCUUUCAGGCUGAACGACAGUAUGUUAAUAUACACCAAGUGCUCCUUAUUUUUUUGUUACUGAGCAUAAAGUUCACAUGAAUCUUCCUCAAUCAUGUUAAGUAAGCGUGUGUGUUUUUGGCUUUUGCAUUAAAAUGAGUAUUUUAAA
Messenger RNA from Cottoperca gobio, 3562 nucleotides. It is a transcript of the gene fastkd1, whose product is annotated as FAST kinase domains 1. Gene Ontology annotation, biological process: mitochondrial RNA processing; regulation of mitochondrial mRNA stability. Lineage: Eukaryota; Metazoa; Chordata; Actinopteri; Perciformes; Bovichtidae. Gene Ontology annotation, cellular component: mitochondrial matrix; ribonucleoprotein granule. The coding region runs from base 849 to 3353 and encodes 834 amino acids. The transcript is spliced from 15 exons. Gene Ontology annotation, molecular function: RNA binding. The record is from RefSeq and is a predicted model, not a curated record.